Schistosoma turkestanicum is the source of this 391-nucleotide messenger RNA. Lineage: Eukaryota; Metazoa; Platyhelminthes; Trematoda; Strigeidida; Schistosomatidae. The record is from the annotation of a GenBank genome assembly.
AUUUAAUUUUGUUAACAGAAUGCAGGAGAAGUGCGACAACUCAAAGAUGGAGUUAAUGAAUUCAUCCAAUACAACUCUUCCAACCGUGAGGAUGUCAGAAGUAAUUCAAAAUGGAAGGUGUAUCAAGAAAAUAUCAUGCAUAUUCAACACAACUUAUACAAUUCAGCCACAUGAAAUAUCUGGUCUCGUUCUAAUAGGUAUCGCUCUAAUAUUGGCACUGAUCAUUAUUGUCAUCAAAGCAUUGCAAACUGCAUCUGCAAGGAAUAUCAUCAUCAUGAUCAUAACACUGAUAAUGAUGUAUAUUGGUGUUGGAUUAGUGACGUUAGUCCGUGUAAAAUUGCAUUUCCAAUUUUAUCUGUCAUUUGUUGGUGCGGGACAAUGGCAAUCAUGA